Perca flavescens (yellow perch) is the source of this 3892-nucleotide messenger RNA. It is a transcript of the gene prxl2b, whose product is annotated as peroxiredoxin like 2B. Gene Ontology annotation, molecular function: prostaglandin F synthase activity. The record is from RefSeq and is a predicted model, not a curated record. Bases 155 to 760 code for a protein of 201 amino acids. NCBI's taxonomy places the organism in Eukaryota, Metazoa, Chordata, Actinopteri, Perciformes, Percidae. Gene Ontology annotation, biological process: prostaglandin biosynthetic process. The transcript has 7 exons.
UCAGUGCUCAGCGGUUAUAUAUCACGAUGUAGAUGUUUUGCAACUGUUGUGCGGGCGUUACUCAAACAUCGUUACUAUAACUUUAUAAACUGUAGAAACGACAUUUUUGUAACAUUGUUCAGCCGGUGCAGUCCUCGUAAAUAAAUUGUAGAAAAUGGCAAACGUCGACCUCGUUCAAGUUGGAAAGAACUUGUUGAAGAACGGUGACACUGGCGAGAGUGUAGAGCUCCAGUCCCUGUGGCAGGACCAGCCGGUGGUCUUGUUCUUCCUGCGCAGGUUUGGCUGUCAGGUGUGUCGGUGGAUGGCAACAGAGAUCAGCAAACUUGAGCCGGACCUGAGAGCCAGCGGUGUAGCGCUGGUGGGGGUCGGACCAGAGGAGUUGGGGCUGAAGGACUUCAAAGAAGGAAGGUUUUUUAAAGGAUCCAUUUAUGUUGAUGAACAAAAGAAAAGCUACAAGGAUUUGGGUUUCAAAAGGUACACAGCCUUAACUGUGGUUCCCGCUGCUUUGGGGAAGAAAGUACGAGAUGCAGCUGCAAAGGCCAAUGCUGAAGGCAUUCAGGGAAACUUCUCAGGAGAUCUGCUCCAGAGCGGAGGCAUGCUCAUUGUGGCCAAAGGUGGAGAAAAGGUCCUAGUGCACUUUAUCCAGGAUUCACCGGGAGACCACCUACCGCUGGAAGAUAUUGCCAAGGUUUUGGGUAUCUCAGCCAACGCAAAAGCAGGACAGAUGCCAGUGUGCAAUGAUGCUGUUUGUACACGAUGAUGAAGGAGCAGCCCAUUGUACCAGAUGACUAUCUACUCAUCGGGAAGCUCAAAUGGAGAUUUAAUAAGUGGAAUGUCAUCAAAAUGCUCAAGUGAACAUAAAACUACUUUGUGACAUAACAAAGUAACACAUAACAUAUUAUUGUAUUAUCUAUCUGUACAGUGAAAGCAACAGUGGCAUUGCCUUUGUAAUCAUUACCUUUUUAAUUAUUAAUGUUUUGAACUUACCUAAAAUUGGAUAUUUAUGAUUUUGCAUUUAUUAUACUCACUAUAUAUAUAGUUAUAAUAAAGGUUUAAAAUCAAUACUUUGCUUCAGUCAAUGAGGUGCAUAUAGUCAGGUAUCCUAACUAUAUGCAAGAUCAAUUGUUUGUACACUACAUUAAUAAUUCAAAACUCUAAUGGCUCUAUCACAGGGUUACACAUCAUGAUUAUAGUGUUUUCUUUCACUCGCCUUCAACAAAUCUUCAAUGUAUAUGGCCCGUAGUGUUUACUGCAGGGCAGUAUGAUGGUGAUGCUGUCGCUCCAGAGUCACGCACUUGCUUGAAAUGUAUUACAUUGCUGCAAUUGAACUUUGGACACAUUUUCCAAAAUGAAAGUGAUCGUUACAUGCCUUCAUAACUCAACAUCCUUUCUAUAGAACUAGAAAUGUACCUUAUCCCUUGUAUUGUCCUUUGUGUCACGGGGACUUGUUUAGUUUAUUUAACGCGUUCAAGUGCAGGAUGGGUCUCGGGACCCCAAAGGACGAGGCGCCCGCCAGUUCACGUGAAAUGUCAUCACAUAGUACGUGAGGGUCACCGGGGACCCGAAGCUCAACGCAAGGCCAAUACAAAACGUCAAAUAAACUGAACGGGUCCCAGUGACCCGAAGGACAACACAAGGGUUAUUAAGGCUGCUGUAGUAGCAUUUUACUAUUCUAAUGAUGACACUGUCUAUGGUACCUGCUGACACGGUCACAUAAGUGCUAAGCAUGACUAAGGGCUGUACUGUACUAGAACCACUGAGCCACCAUGGCUCUCAUUUACAGACUAAACUGAAGUAGCAACUUGACCUUAUGAUUCUGUGUACGUGAAGAUGAACAUAAUGCUUUUGGCUGACUGCUUUUAGGGCUUUACAGUAUCACGAAUGCACACAGAAUUUAUUCUGAACUUAAAUGUCAAGAAGCAUUAAAAACAACUCAAGGCAAGAGAUAUUUUUAUUCAGUUAAAAUUACACAUUUAAAGUAGAGACUUGAGAUGGUAACAGUUGAGACAGUCACUUUAAUGGCAAGAUAAUUACAUGGCAGCAGGAACAUUCAGAAAACACCUUUAACGUCUAAAUUCUUGCAAAACAAUGAUAUUUCAUAAAUAUUCAUGUAGAUAAAUAAACUCUUCUGAUGGGUAUACAGAUGAAACAUGUUUAUAUAUAACAAAAAUGUAUUUGUACUCGGCUGGUAAUUUCAAAACGACACAAUUUCACCAUGUACGUAAAUGUGAAGCUAGAACUAAGUCAAGAAAUGUACCCUUCUUUUCUUACCUGAUUUGAAUCCUUUUUAUGUAAAUACUGCAAUAGAACAUCAAGUAUCUACAAUAACACAUUGUAUAUUAUGUAACCUUUAGUGUUCAGUUAACAAUUUUGAACUGUUUUACUAUUUUUGAGGAAAACCAGACAAAAUAUACACAAGCCUAAGCUGUUGCCCUUCAAAUGGCAGCCAAGGAUAAAUCCGCAACUUAUGAUUUAUCCUCCAGCAUUCUUUUGACCCAGACAUGAUAAUUCAAUUCAUUUCAAUUUCAAUUCAAUUUUAUUUAUAGUAUCAAAUCAUAACAUAAAAGCACCUUUUUGUCAAAAGGAAUAGUUUGACAUUUGAGGAGAUGUGCUUCUUUGCUUUCAGAGAGAGUGAUUUGAAAAGAUUGAUACCACACUCUGCUAAAUAUAAGGCUACAGCCAGCAGCAGUAGCUUAGCACAAAAACUGGAAACGAGGAAACAGCUAUCCUGGCUCUAUCCACAGGAAACAAAAUCAGCCUGUUUAAUCUGUACAUGUGUAAAACCUAGUUAAAUAUAAGUUACAUUCCUGUUAAAUUAAGAUGCAACAUAUUAAAGGAAUAGUGCACCCAAAAACAAUACUCACUUCCCUAGGAUCUCUAUUGUCCCAGAAAAGUUUUCUUUCGAAUAGCGUUUAAAAGAGCGGAGGGCCCGAAAAAUAAAGGCAUAUCAGCCGAACAAAAGACAGAAGAAAAGGUUAUAAAUGUCUGAACAUUUUUAUGACAACUAUUAACUAACUAUAUUUUCCUUUACAAAGCAUAUUUCGGAUCCUCUGGUGCAAAACACAUUUCUUGACAGGAAAUUCUUCGUUUAGCAACAGUUGAGCAAAAAUAAUUCUGUUUGUCUCCAUGAGCCCAGGAAUGGAUAGAAGAUACCUUGAUAAUGUUGCACGGGAAGUUUAAGAGAGUUUCUCAGAUGUUUUAUAAGCUUUUUUGUUUUUUUGCUGUCUGUCUCUCAAACUCUGUUGCUUUUAUUUUUUCAGGUGCUCUGAUCUCCUUAUUGCCUUUCAACAGAAAACUUUUUCUGGGACCAUAGACAGCCUAGGGAGGUGAGUACUAUAUCAAAUUUAUAUUGUUUUUGGGUGAACUACUCCUUUAUUUAGUUAAUUUUAGAGAUUCUGGAAGGCAGAUUUUGUUACUGUUGAAUAGAGCCAGACAUAUGGAGCUAGGACAGUGACUUUAAGUCUUGGCAUUGAAAAGAAAAGUUCUAUUAAAUUAAUACAUUUUUCUCAUGUAACUCUCUCAACUCUCAAAAUGUCCAACGUUUGCUUAAAGAUGGCUGCACACUAUUAGCACUUACAUUCUGAGUAAAACAGUCUUUUUUUAUGUGGCGUUUCCCUCUGCUCAACACAACAGUAUUUGCCAAUAUGUGAAGACGAAGAGACAGACAGAAGAGUGUAAAGCUUCAAUAUGCACAUUCAAUUCUGCAGCCUCUGUUGAGACCAAAAAGUCGUGUUCAGUUCACCAAGGCAUCCUGAACGUGACCAAUAACAAGCAAACAUUUAAAGCUGGCUAUGUGUGUUUGUUUUUCUGUUGAAAAAUGGUGGCUUCCUGCAGCUGGUACCUCUCUUAUUACUUCUGCUUUGAUUCUCCUGUCAUUACUUGUUAAUAAAGG